CAGAGCCGAGCGCCAGCCGGGGAGGAGGCGACGCGCGUUUGGCCGGAGCGGACCCUCCCUGCGCACGGGGAGCUUCUCCGGCCGCAGGGUGCAGAUGCUUCCAGAAGAGCCACGUCUUCAAGAAAAGUGUCCUGUAGAAGACCACAGUUGCAACAUCAAGCCUCUGCUAGGUCCCACAAAUGAAGAUCAGAGUUCCCAGGAUGCUCUUCUACCUUCUUCCUUUCUUUUUCCAGCUCCAAGGUGCGCAUGGGGUCAUCAGCUACAAGGAAGACUUCCGCUUCUGUGCUGACCGAAGGCAAACAGUUGAAGGCCACGUCCGUUAUGAAUUCCAGAAGGACUUCAUAUCUAUUGCCAAUGGUGCCGAUGGACUUAAUAUAAGUGCCCCAUUCCCACCGGGGCCUCAGCGGUCCUGGGUGUUGCCGAAACGUUUUGGGAAUUAUCGCUUCUGCGUUUACUGGUUUCAGGAUGCUCAUCUUUUCAGCCUUGCCUAUGGAACUACUCAGAAUUACACCCUGAGUAAUCAAGCUCGGUAUUCCUUCCCCUCUCCGAAUGUCACCGGGAAGGAGAACAAAACUGGAGCCAGUGUACUUCAUAAUGUGUCCUACGCCUUCAACAACGGCACCCACAAUACGUCCCUUUCAAGCUCGGCUGGAUACACGUUCUUCUUUGAUUCUGGAAAAAGGGACCGGAUGAGAAAGCUGGUCCAAAUCAGUGAUGUGGAAAAAGAGAUGAGAGAAACGGAGGAGAAACUAAAGAGCUUGGAAACACGUCCUAGCAGCGGCAAGAAUGUGGUUUCGGAAGAUCCAUUUCAGUACCUGCAGCAUUUGGAAUCAAAGCUGGGAGAAGUGGAGUUCCAGGGAGACCAGAAGACUUUUGAGGGGACAACAGUGCAUGCAAAUGUCCACAAAGUUCCACUCCAAUUUCCUGAAAAUCUGCCCAUUGGGAUUACCCUGAAGGAGGACAAAGUAGUCCGCAAAUUUCGAGUUACUCUGCCAAAAAAAGUCUUUGAGAAAUCCAGAGAUGGGUCCAAGAGUGGGAAGAUGAAGGUUGUGGUAUUGUCUGCCACAAGUGAGAUCCUCUUCCAGGAUAAUGGUUCCCACUCACUCCUGGGUGGAAAUGUGAUUGGCAUCUCAGUGGGGAACACGCCAGUCCACGGGCUGCCCAAGGAACAGCGGAUAUCUGUCACCUUUUGGCACCACCUCCUUCAGAGGAAUCUGACUCCCACGUGUGUGUUCUGGGAUAUGGGCUCCAACACCAGCCACCGCAAGUGGAACACAUCAGGCUGUGAAGUGGUACAAGAGGAACAUCAAACGACCUGUCUUUGUGACCAUCUCACCUUCUUUGCGGUGCUCAUGGUGUCCUCUCCAGAUAUAGACCACACUCACUAUGAAUACCUGACUAUUGUCACUUAUGUUGGUUGCAUCAUUUCAGCUCUAGCUUCAUUCUUCACCAUCUUCUUUUUCCUUUGUUCAAAGAAAAAGCAGAGAAACCACAUUGUCUAUGUGCACAUGAAUCUCCUCUGGGCCAUCUUUCUCCUUGACAUGAGCUUCCUCAUCGCGGUUCCCCUGGCUCCUGCCGGAGGUGACACGGCUUGCAAAGCUGGUGGCAUGUUUCUGCACUUUGGCGUGCUGGCGUGCUUGACCUGGAUGGCCAUUGAGGGCUACAGUCUCUACCGGCUGGUGAUUGAAGUCUUCAAUUCCUGUGUCAAACAUUUCCUGUUCAGGCUCUGCCUGGUGGGCUGGGGUCUUCCCAUGUUCACUGUGUGUCUAAUUUUUGUGAUCAAUCAGUCGUACUACGGCCCUUUCUCUGUUAAGGUCUAUGAGUCUGCUGAUAAUUAUACCAAUGCAACCAUCUGUUGGAUUACGAAAAAAGAGAUCAGCAAUUUCCUGAAUUUGGGCUAUUUAAGCCUGGUGCUCUUCUUCAACGGCAUCAUGCUGGCCACGAUGGUGUACGAGAUUCUCAAACUGAGAUAUCGAGAGCGUCACUGGGAAUAUGCCGUGAUGCUUCUGGGGCUGAGCUGUGUCCUGGGCAUCCCAUGGGGACUGGCCUUCUUUGCGUUCACUUCUGGGACGUUCAAGUUGGUGGCAGUCUAUCUUUUCACCAUCAUCAACUCUCUUCAAGGCUUCCUCAUCUUCCUUUGGUACGUGGCCAAAGUGCUGCAGUCCCGCAGGUCGUCUUCCAUGCAGUGCGCAUCUUCCAACAGCAUGAGGCUACAGUCAAACAGCACCAGCAUCUGAUCUGGUCCCGGCCCAGGCGGCUUUGGGCGUGGACAAGCCAUUUGCAGGAGCAUCUCCGUGGGAACUCAAUCAAACAUUUUUUGGGUGGCCAUGUGUGACUUCAUAACUGAGUAGCACAGCGAUGACAGGGCAGAGACCUUUUCUUCCUUCCACAUUUGUAUGACUCCUUUUUCUAGUGUAAAUAUUUUUUAAAUUCCUAUGGUGUAAAGAGUUUAUGAGAGUACAUUGAAAUUUAAGAUAUGUUUAUUAAAGAAACAUUUUAUUAGCGCA
Candoia aspera is the source of this 2507-nucleotide messenger RNA. RefSeq names its product adhesion G-protein coupled receptor G1-like. Bases 180 to 2237 code for a protein of 685 amino acids. Lineage: Eukaryota; Metazoa; Chordata; Lepidosauria; Squamata; Candoiidae. Gene Ontology annotation, biological process: adenylate cyclase-activating G protein-coupled receptor signaling pathway; cell surface receptor signaling pathway. The transcript has 14 exons. The record is from RefSeq and is a predicted model, not a curated record. Gene Ontology annotation, cellular component: plasma membrane. Gene Ontology annotation, molecular function: G protein-coupled receptor activity; heparin binding.